This is a messenger RNA of Salvia splendens (bonfire salvia), 1488 nucleotides long. Its product is annotated as pectinesterase. Bases 1 to 1488 code for a protein of 495 amino acids. Gene Ontology annotation, molecular function: pectinesterase activity; enzyme inhibitor activity. NCBI's taxonomy places the organism in Eukaryota, Viridiplantae, Streptophyta, Magnoliopsida, Lamiales, Lamiaceae. The transcript is spliced from 2 exons. The record is from RefSeq and is a predicted model, not a curated record. Gene Ontology annotation, biological process: cell wall modification.
AUGGCCUCUCUUGUAACCUUAAUCAUUUGCAUAGCUAUUACAAUAUCUCAAGCGAUAGCAACAACCUAUGAAAACAUCUUGGAGAUGGGCAUUACAAAUGAAAGUCAGGGCAAGAUCUUGACAGAGUUGACAAUGCAACAAAUUUCAUCAGCAAUCCCAUAUUUUAGCGACAAUGGAGAAAUCGGAAGAAUGAUCAACGACAUUAAUGCAGACAACAAACUAGCCUUAUCGGCACUCAGAUGUUGCCAAGAGCUUCUCCCUCUCGCAGUAUAUAACCUCGAUAGAUCCCUCUCGACUGAUGUAACCAAGGCCGGAGUGAUGUCCAUGAUAUGCGCCGCAGGCACGGCUCUAGAGACGUGCAUAGACGGAUUCGAGGAUCAACCCCGGGUGAUGUUUGAAUCUGUAUACAACAAACUCAAGUAUCCCAUUGAUAUCAACAAAGGCACCACCAAAAGGAUGGCCAAGUUGAAUGAUGUUUUGAACAAAGAUUCUGAGUAUCCAAGUUGGCUAUCUGAUGGGGACAUGAAUCUCAUGUGGGCGGAUUCGAAGAUCAAAGCUGACGCUGUGGUGGCCAAAGAUGGAUCGGGUAAGUAUAGGACGAUACAGGAUGCGUUGAACGAUGCGCCGAGAUAUAGCAAGAAGAGGCAUGUAAUUUAUGUGAAGAGCGGAUCUUAUAAUGAAAAUGUGAAGAUACUAGCAGAUCAAUGGAAUUUGAUGAUGGUUGGAGAUGGGAUGGAGAAAACCAUAAUCCACAACAACUUUAGCCAUGGUACUGGAUUCCAGACUUGGGCAACCCCCACCUUUGCCGUAUACGGAGAGGGAUUCAUAGCCCGGGACAUAAAAUUCGCCAACACGGCCGGAGCCAUCAACGAACAAGCUGUGGCCCUCCUCUCAGCGGGAGACCGCUCCGUAUUCUACCGGUGCAGCAUGGAAGGCUACCAAGACACCCUGUGCGCCCUAUCCAACCGCCAGUUCUACCGCGAGUGCGAAAUCUACGGCACGAUCGACUUCAUCUUCGGCAACGCGGCCGUGGUGAUACAAAAGAGCAGCAUCAUGGUUAGAAAGCCACUCCGUGGGCAAUACAACACGAUCACGGCCCAGGGCAGGACGGACCCGGAUUGGCAGACCGGGAUUGUGGUGCAGUCCAGCACGAUCCGCGCGGCGGAAGACCUCACGGGCGUGACCACCUACCUCGGGCGGCCUUGGAAGAAGUAUGCCUCGGUUGUGUUCAUGCAAAAUAAUAUGAGUAAAUUGAUCGAUCCAAUAGGAUGGACACCCUGGGAUCCACCCACGCCAAAGGACACUGUUUUCCUAGCGGAGUAUUACAACCUAGGGGACGGCGCGGAAACUAAGGGUCGAAUGAAAUGGCCGGGAGUGAGGCCUAGGCUCGGACGCAAGGUGGCGUCUUGGUUCGCGGUCGACAAUUUUCUACAAGGGAAAGAUUGGCUGCCAGAGACACAAGUUCCCUAUGAUUGGGGUCUUAUUUGA